Laetiporus sulphureus 93-53 is the source of this 921-nucleotide messenger RNA. RefSeq lists its product as uncharacterized. The record is from RefSeq and is a predicted model, not a curated record. The coding region runs from base 108 to 869 and encodes 253 amino acids. NCBI's taxonomy places the organism in Eukaryota, Fungi, Basidiomycota, Agaricomycetes, Polyporales, Laetiporaceae. The transcript has 2 exons.
AUGCUCGGAGAUGUUCGCGAUUGUCGACUGACGCCAGAACGCUUGCCGAUGAUGGCCACCAGGAUGACUGAUAAACGCACCAUCCAUCAGUAAUCCUCGAUCACGACAUGAAGGAAACCCGCGUCAGCAACGUUCCCCACAGGCAUGAGCGUCACCCGUCAAGAUAUUCGCAGCUGAUCCCGCUCUCGCCGUUCUCUAUUCAGGAGUUAUUGUAUUGGUUACGGAAUCAGCAGUUUGGGGAAGAUGUCGAUAUAUAUAUAGAGGCCAGAAGCACGCUUUUCAGUGACCGAAAUGUUCUAACGCUUUGUCUUCAACCUCCGGUGCUCCGGAUCCUAGCCGGGGGUGGUUUCUUACGUCGAGGACUUGUACGUCGAUCCGGCCAUCCGUACAUCCGCACACUCUCCGGGGUCAGGGACAGAGAUUCGAAAGCAUAUCUGAAUGUUUUUCUACUGUUUGAGACUUGCGACUUUCGAUGCAUAACGAUAUCUUAUGCCUUGAAUAUGCACUUGACGGAUGCAUGUGAUGCCGAUAUUUCACAUCAACACAUAACGGGCGACAUUGCUCGUCGGGAAGCCAACAAUGUGCCACCUUCUUGCUUCGAGAAUCGCCUUUAUGAAUUCGAAAAUCCGGGUGUAAUAGCGCACGGAAGCGUUUUCGACCCAUUUAGAGUGGUCUUCCCCAGAGUUUCAGACAUAGCCGUUGCGCAACCGGCAGCAGUGUCCUGCUAUCUUAUUCAUCAUUUUCUGCCGUGCCCACACGUAAGAGUCUGCCGCCCUGUCGAACCUUUGUUCGGCCUGACGACGAGCUCUCGAGGAACGUCAGUGAUGCCCAAGAUACCCGGUAUGAGCGCAUGGACCCUGCAUGAAUGACUGCACUGGUGGCCGUUGUGCUUGGGAGUCUGUGAAGAAGAACCUUGCAAGA